AAAUUAUCAAAUUAUUGCCUGGUAAUAGUGCUUCACCAGUAAGUAUGUAGGAUGUAUGGAAAAACAAACAAAUGCAAAGACAAGGGCUACAUAAUUGAAGCGAGGGAGAGCGGAAAAAAACAUUUAUUGAUAACGAAAUUCAGAUUCUGCUGCUAGUUUGCUCAGUGAGUGUUCUGUCGUUGUUCAUUCAAUGCAUAUAUGGAGUAAAUAGUAAUGUGUUAUUAUUAUUACAACUCAAUAUAACAAGACUGGAAUGCCUGCCGCUUGAGCUCUGCAUACUGAUAACUUUCGGCAUCGCCGUCAUAUAUGUACGUAAGUAUGAGCACGGGCUUCUUACUCAUAAACACCCAGUCCGCGUCUCCGAUCACACUCCCGCGCAAAAGGAAGACCAUCUCACAAUCGCAGCAGCAGCAUAAUCGCCGUCGCGUCGCACAUUGCCACUUGACUUGACUUAACUUGGCUUGGGCCGGUGUCCCCCGGCUUGAGAAAGCAUUUCCAAACGCUCGGUUAACAACUGAACCUACAAACACGAGCUCGUUAGUACGCAACGCCACUGCACUGGGUGGGCCUCUUUCUGGCUGAGCGGGAAUCGACGAAGACGCCGAAGACGACAACGACGGCUUGUCCGGAAUAUCAAAUAGCAAUUGCUGCUAUACUCCAGAACGGAAGAGGAUCAGACCGGCCGGACAGACGCACGCGGAUCGGAUUCAAUCGAACGAAACGCAACGGAUUGAACUUGGCCCCGAGGUAGAAUCUUCUUCAGUCGGGUGCCAAAAAACGACCGUGAUAGACGUCGAUCGGUGGAAAAUUGAAAAUUUAGAAAGGAUUUGAUGAACUGAGCUGCUGGAGGUGUUUAACUUAUUUGAAUGAUAAGAAAGUGCCGCCCAUAGUGAUAGUUACUAGCUACGAUACUGUUUGAUUGCUGAGGGUUGGUGACAGUUUGAACAAUGUUAUAUCUGAAGAUAAUAGCCGUUGGCCUUUGCUCAGCUUUUGCCUGGGAUGCUGCAGUUGCUGCCGAAGCGUGCUCCAACACCACAAUCAAAAUCGAAUACGUCCGACGAAAUGGCAAGAACGUGAUGGUAGCCCGGGGUAAAUGCUGCAAAGGCUAUUCCCGGCACAAGAACAAGUGCAACCCGGUGUGCGCGACACCGUGCGAAAAUUCACGCUGCACCGCACCCAAUUUCUGCACCUGCGAUACGGGGUUCGAGAGGCUUUCGGAUUUCAGAUGUAUUCCUCAUUGCGAUGGUUGUGAUAAUGGUUUCUGCAUUAAGCCAGGCUACUGUCAGUGUAAUUCGGGAUUCUACCACGCCGAAAACGGAAGUUGUUUGAUCGAGUGCAACAACUGUGUUGGGGGUUUUUGUACUGAGCCAAAUGUUUGUCAGUGUCCUGUUGGGUACGUUUUGAACGAACUUUCGGGUUCCAGUAGAAGCUGUGAACCGGUUUGUCUCGAUGGAUGUCCAAACGGGAUUUGUGUCAGUCCUGGAGAAUGCAAAUGUAACGAAGGAUUCAUAAAAGGGACUGGCGGGAAUUGUCUACCUGAGAGGCCUUCAACAACUACACCGGAACCUUGUGAGCAAGGUUACGAAGACAUCGAAGGAGUGUGUACUCCAAUUUGUCUACAGACUUGUGUAAACGGCAAAUGCAUGGCUCCUAAUCAAUGCGAAUGUGAUGAAGGCUUCGAUAAUGCGAAUACUACUGCCAAUCAUAUUUGUGAGCCGGUGUGUCGGAAUGGAUGUCAGAACGGAGAUUGCAUUGCACCGGGUAAAUGUAUGUGUCACCGUGGGUACGGAAAGAUUGCUGAAGAAUGUAUACCUCUGUGUGAGAAAUGCUCUUUCGGUCACUGCGUUGAGCCGGAAGUUUGCGUUUGUGAUCGAGGGUACGAACUUGUCGAUGGAGAUUGUGUUCCGAUUUGCGAGGAAGAAUGUAAGAACGCCAAAUGUACCGGGCCGAAUUCUUGCACCUGUUUGCCCGGGUACAACUACACCGACAUUAACUCAUUGUUUGAGUGCCUUCCGGUUUGUGAGGACGACUGUGAUAAUGGAGAGUGCGUAGCACCAAACACUUGCGAGUGUAACUCAGGUUUCGUUAAAGAAGACAACCAGUGCGUGGAUGAAAUUGAACUCUGUCGAUCGAGAUGUUUCAACGGGUAUUGCGACGAAAAUGUGAAAUGCAACUGUCAUUACGGAUACAUAAUGAAUCUUGUUGGCCUUUGUGAAAAGACUUGCCCAGAAGGAUGUAGUUAUGGACAGUGUAUCGGGGGUGAAUGCAUCUGCGAAGAAGGUUAUCGACUUUCGGCAAAUAAUGCUUCGAUCUGUGAGCCAAUCUGCGAAGAUGAGUAUGAUGAGAUCGGUACUGGAUGCAUCAAUGGACAGUGUGUAAGCCCGAAUAUCUGUCUAUGCGAUGCGGGAUUCGAACUAGUCGAUGGAAGUCGAACGCACUGCGAAUCACAGGAAAUACUUCGAAGGCACAGAGAGAGACAACUAAGGGAACAGCUUUGCGCAAAGCACUGCAACAAUGGAGUAUGCGAUCAAGGUUACUGCCAAUGUAAACAGGGUUACGUAAACCCAGACGGCGAAGCGCAUCGAUGUAUACCAAUGUGCGAUCCGCAAUGCAAAAAUGCUACUUGUGUUUUACCGAAUCGCUGUGAAUGUGAUCUUGGGUACAAAUUUUACAACGGAAGUCUCCACACCUGUCUCCACGUCGAAGACAUAAAUCGAAUCCACAUGGAGCUAAUGCAAGCUCAAUGCGAAGAGAAGUGUAUUUACGGAAAUUGUCUCGAUGGGAAGUGUUUGUGCAAUGAAGGGUUCCGUUUGUCGAAAAAAGACGAAUUUAUUUGUCAACCUCAUUGUGACAACCCUUGUAGCCAUGGAGUGUGUUCUGGAAACAAUCGAUGUCAGUGCUUUGAAGGUUACAGAAGUGUUGCCAAUGGUAGUGGAUGUGAGCCAAUCUGCGAACCAGAAUGUCUUAACGGUCUAUGUGUCAGUCCUAACGAAUGUAAGUGUCUACCUGGACAUUCUUCCGAACCGCACAGCAAACACAAAUGUGAGAGUGAAACAACAAAACAAGAAUCUGUAGCGAGAGAAAAACAAAGAAAGUGUAAAUCUAAAUGUGUCAACGGCAUUUGUAUCGAAGGUGUCUGCAAAUGUUACGAGGGAUACUCCACAAGCCCUGAAUCAAAGAUGAUUUGCGAGCCUAUUUGCACCGGCGAAUGCGUUCAUGGAAAGUGUGUUGCUCCUGAAAGUUGCUCGUGUGAGGAAGGAUACGAACUAGUCCCAGAUCAAGGAUGUAAACCGAUGUGUAACGAAAGUUGCGUUAAUGGAUUCUGCAGUGCACCGGGAAGAUGUGACUGCUUACCGGGCUACAAAUUGCUGGCAGAAGAUGAUGAUUCCUGUGUCCCAGACUGUGGACCCGAGGGAUGUCGUAAUGGUCACUGUGUUGCACCGGACAGUUGCAUUUGCUUCACGGGCUAUCAACCGAACAAAGAGGAUGAUCCACAUUGCGAGUUGAUCCCGGAUAUCAUCUACAAAGCCGAUAGUCACAGUGACAGCUUGCUGUACAGUACGGCCUACAUCAAGUACCUGGCGCCAGUCGUUGUGGUGGCGAUCCUGACCACCGCGGCCAUCAUAACCAUGAUCGUGUUGCGUAACAAGAAGAAGGACUACCACAUUGGAAAGCUCGGUAACGUCCAGCGUCGUCGGUCCAUGCCGGAUCGCCAUUCCCGUUCCACCGAACCAUACAAUGAUUAUAAUCUGGUCGUUCUAUUUCCUCCCACAGAAACGAAGGAAAAUUGCGUGUACUUUAUGCCUCAGGCGCUAGAUGCAGAUAAGGACGAGGAGGAAAAGUUCAGUGUGUAAAUAUAAUCCGCCCGAAAGAUUGAAUCUCGAACGAUGGGAAAAAACGAUCCCGAACUGAUUUGUGACCAAGUGAUGUCAUCAAACCAAAUGUAAAUAAUAGAUUCUACUUACCAUUAUUCGGAGGUAACGAUAACGUGCUGUUUUUAUUUUAUUUAUUUUUUUAAGUUGUCAAUGAUCUUAUAAAUAAAUGGUACAGAAAAUGAAA
Molecule: messenger RNA, 4059 nt
Organism: Uranotaenia lowii
Lineage: Eukaryota; Metazoa; Arthropoda; Insecta; Diptera; Culicidae
Product: fibrillin-2-like
Exons: 6
Coding region: 948-3854 (968 amino acids)
Source: RefSeq, a predicted model, not a curated record